This is a messenger RNA of Closterium sp. Yama58-4, 5574 nucleotides long. Lineage: Eukaryota; Viridiplantae; Streptophyta; Zygnematophyceae; Desmidiales; Closteriaceae. The record is from the annotation of a GenBank genome assembly.
AUGGCCAGUCCUCCCGUACUUGCUUUCGAUGCUGAGGGCCGCCCAGUGAAAUUUGACACCUGGCUAGAUGACCUGCACCUCUUCCUACAGCUCACUGCCAAGGAGGAUAUUUCGCUGUACGAUCAUGCCCUCGGUCACGCUACUGCCCCUCCUACCACUGCUGACAGCACUCAGCGCUCACAGUGGCAGACUCGUGACGCCCACGCUCGCUUCGCUAUUCGCAACUCCCUGCCACUAGAUGAGCGCGAGCACUUUGGCCAGCACAAGACUGCUAAGGACCUGUACACUGCUGUAGUUGCUCGUUACUCCUCACCUGCCUCUGCCGCACUAGGCCGCCUCACCCUCCCCUACCUGUUCCCCGACCUGGCCUCCUUCAGCACAGUCGCUGACCUCAUCACCCACCUCAGGACCAGUGAGGCCCGCUUUCGCGCUGCUAUGCCUGACGAGUUCCUUGCCAGCAACCCCCCCCCGCUCUGGAUCACGCUCUACCACAUCGUCACCCGCCUCCCUGACUCUCUGCGCGCAGUCAGGGAUCACUUCCUCGCUCGCUCUCCCACUGAGCUCACCAUUGCCCUCCUCGAGAAGGAAUUGCUUGCAGCUGAGGCGAGCAUCGUCGCUGUAGGCACCUCUCGUGGCGACCCCCGCACCCCGUUCUUUGAGGGGUGUUCCCCUUCCCCUCUCCUCCCCUCUGUCGCCUCUGCUGCUGCUGUCGACCUCCUUGGUGCUGAGAAGGUCGGGGCUGCGUCUGCUCCGAGCGGGCGCCGCAGGGGCAAAGGGGGCAAGGGUGGAGGUGGCGGCGGGGGAGGCGGGAGUGGUGGCGGUGGGGGUGGCGGUGGGACUGGAGAGGCUAGUGGCGGCAGUGGGGGUGGUGACAGCAGCGGCGGGAGCGGUGGCAGGGGCGGAGGCGGCAGCGGAGGCGGAGGUGGUCGUGGCGGCGGCAGGGGUGGAGGUGGCCGGGGCGGUGGCGGCGGCGGUGGUGGUCGUGGAGGCGCUGGCGGUGGACAGAGUCAGCAGCCCGCCCCGUCGCUUCAGGCCGCCCGUGAGUGGUAUGCGCAGCGUGGCUUUACCUGCACGUACGUCAUUCGCACUGGUGACCGCACUGGCCAGCAGUGUGGGAGGCCGCAUCCCACACAGCGCUGUUUCGCGCGCCUUACUGACGCGUGGCGUGCCCAUGGAGAGGGUGCUCAGUACUUGCGUGUUCCGCCCGACCCGGGCAUUCUGACCAGUCCGGCUGCCGCUCUAGGUGCUAGUGAGUCUGCUGCCCCAGGUCCUGGUGAGGCUGCUGCUCUAGGUGCUAGUGAGUCCGUGCCCUCUGGUACUGAGUCGACUGCAGCACUGCACACCUUCACACUGGACUCAGGUGCUUCUCGCUGUUUCUUUCGUGACCGCACUGUCCUUGAGCCGCUUGCUCGGCCAGUUGCUGUCUCCCUCGCUGACCCCUCUGGGGGUCCGGUCGUUGCGACCUCCUCCACUGUCCUUCCUUGUCCUGCGGUCCCGUCAGGCACACUGUCAGGCCUCUACCUCCCCUCGUUCUCUACGAACUUGGUGGCAGGUAGUGCGCUCCAGGACGGGGGUGUUCACCAGUUCACCCCUGCUUACGAGCGCGUGACCCACUGCACGUGUGCUCGGACGGGCCGUCACCUGGCUACCUUCACUCGGCAGCCGGGGUCGGACCUGUACACACUGACCACUGAGUCCCCUCAGGUAGCUGCGUCCGCGUCUGCGUCUGCGUCAGGUCAGCUGUCCGCCCCCUGCUCGUGUCGCUCUCUGGCGCAUGAGACUGUCCUCUGGCACCACCGCCUUGGUCACCCGUCUGUGCAGCGCCUUCGGGCCAUGCACAAACGGGACCUUGUUGCUGGUCUUCCCAGGGUUCUCCCUCCCCUCCCACCCUCGCCUGCUCCUCCCUGUCUUCCCUGUGUCGAGGGGCGGCAGCGAGCCGCUCCUCACUCCUCCUCCUUCCCCCCGACGACUGCUCCUUUGCAGACGCUCCACAUGGACGUGUGGGGCCCAGCCCGCGUUCGUGGUCAGGGUCAGGAGAGGUACUUCCUGAUUGUUGUUGACGACUUCUCGCGCUACACCACGGUCUUCCCCUUGCGCACCAAGGGUGACGUCCCUGAUGUCUUGAUCCCUUGGAUCCGCAGAUCUCGUCUCCAGCUCAGUGAGCGUUUCCGCUCCGACUUCCCUGUCCUGCGUCUGCACUCUGACAGAGGUGGGGAGUUUUCCUCUGGCCUCUUGGAGGCCUUCUGUCAGCAGGAGGGCAUUGAGCAGUCGUUCACGCUUCCGGCCUCUCCACAGCAGAAUGGGGUUGCUGAGCGCCGCAUUGGCUUGGUCAUGGAGGUCGCUCGUACCUCCUUAGUUCAUGCGGCUGCCCCCCACUUUCUGUGGCCGUUUGCAGUCCGAUACGCUGCGCAUCAGCUCAACCUCUGGCCCCGUGUCUCCUUACCGGAGACCUCUCCGACACUGCGUUGGACGGGAGAGGCUGGCGAUGCGUCGUGUUUUCGGGUCUGGGGAUCUCGAGCUUUUGUUCGCGAUACGUCCGCGGACAAGCUCUCCCGUCGAGCUGUCCCCUGUGUCUUCCUUGGCUUCGUCCCGGACGCGCCUGGUUGGCAGUUCUACCACGCCACCUCGCGUCGUGUCCUGGCCUCUCAGGACGUCACUUUUGACGAGUCCGUCCCCUACUACCGCCUCUUCCCCUACCGCACUGCCCCGCUCCCCCCCCGCCUCUCUUCCUCGCUCCAGGUAGACCCGGUUGAGCCUGUCGAGGUAGCUGUUGACUCUCGUCCUGCUGGGGGUGCUGAGCCUGACCGUGAGGAGUCUGAGGGUACUGAGCCUGGGGGUGCGGAGCCUGGGGGUGCGGAGCCUGGGGGUGCGGAGCCUGGAGGUGCGGAGCCUGGGGGUGCUGAGUCUGGAGGUGCUGCGUCUGGGGGUGCUGCGUCUGGGGGUGCUGAGCCUGGGGGUGCUGAGCCUGGGGGUGCUGAGUCUGGGGGUGCUGAGCCUGAGCGUGCUACACCUGGAGGAGCCCUCUCCUCCCGGCAGCUGCAGGAGAGGUACCUACAGUACUGCCGCCUCCGGAGAGGUGCUACUGGAGCUCGCACCAGUACUUCCCCUCCUGCCCAGGAGCUCCCCCCCAUUCAGCAGAUCCGAGAGUGGUACACGCGGCGCUGCAGUCUUCGGAGUGGUGCUCCUGGUGCUGCGGACCCUGGGGGUGGCGCUGCUGCUGGUGCUGAGGACCCGGACGUUGGAGCUGCUGUUGGUGCUGAGGACCCUGUCGCUGGUGUCCCUGCUGGUUCUGGAGACGCUACGCGACCGCGACCGUUCUUCGUACCACUUCUUCAGCAAAUUCUUGGUCAGGCUCCUCCUCCUUGUCCUCCUUCCUCCGUAGAGUGUCCUCCGCCUGUCCAGUCACAGUCACAGUUCCCGCCUGCCUCGCCUCUCCCUGCUCCCUCUCCUUACACUGGUCCCACGGGAGGUCUUACAGAGCGUCGUGAGCCUGAGUCUCGUCCUGCGUCGCCUGUUCGUACUGCUCGCACUGGUCGUCGUGUCCCACGUGAGCGUCCUCCUCCUGUCCCUGGCACUCACUACAUGACUCUGCGUCCCUCCACUGCUCCUCAGCGUGUUCCGCUGCCGUCUCCUCCUACGUCCUCUCUGCCUACUCUUCCUGAUCCGGAGUCUGACUCCCGUCGUGCUGCCAGUCCCACUGUCACCCGUCUCCUCGCUACUGUUGUCACUGACCCUACCUUUGAGUCCUCUGCUGCGUCUGCUCUGGUCGCUGAGUUGAUAGACUUUGCUGCCCGGUGUCGUCUAGACUACGCCACUAGCCUUGUUGCUGAGUCUGAGUCUGAGUCUGUCUGUCCUCCGUCCGUCGGGGGUGAGUGUGCUCUUGGCACGGACGUCCUUGAGGACAGACAGGAGGAGUUCCAGUGCUUUGCUGCUGCUUUGCCCCACCUCGUGUCCAUGCUAGUUGCCCCUGAGGGAGACCCGGAUGCACCAGACAUCCCGACCCCGCGCACUUACGCUGAGGCGAUGGCGGGUCCCUACUCCUCUCAGUGGCAGACAGCCAUGGACGCAGAGAUGGCUUCCUGGAAGUCCACACGCACCUACGUCGACGAGGUUCCCCCACCUGGGGCGAACAUCGUCAGUGGCAUGUGGAUUUUCAGGGUGAAGCGGCCACCGGGUUCUCCUCCGGUCUUCAAGGCGCGCUACGUGGCUCGAGGCUUCAGUCAGCGAGAGGGAGUUGACUUCUUCCAGACCUUCUCCCCCACCCCGAAGAUGACCACUCUUCGGGUGCUGCUGCACAUAGCCGCUCAGCGCGACUACGAGCUUCACUCGCUUGACUUCAGCACUGCUUUCUUGCAGGGCAGCCUGCACGAGGAGAUCUGGCUGCGCCGCCCUCCUGGUUUCACUGGGUCGGUUCCUCCUGGUACCCAGUGGAGGCUUCAGCGGCCGGUCUACGGUCUCCGCCAGGCACCACGUGAGUGGCACGACACACUGAGGACGACACUUGCGGCUCUUGGGUUCGCUCCCUCUACUGCUGACCCGUCACUGUUUCUACGCACAGACACCUCACUGCCGCCGUUCUACAUCCUCGUGUACGUCGACGACUUGGUCUUUGCCACUGCUGACACCGCGGCACUCGCCCACGUGAAGUCGGAGCUGCAGAGGAGACACACGUGCACAAACCUGGGUGAACUGACAAGCUAUCUUGGCUUGCGGAUCACCCGGGACAGAGCACGGCGCACCAUCACCUUGACUCAGUCACACAUGGUGCAGCAGAUCCUUCAGCGCUUCCGCUUCACGUACUCCUCGCCUCAGUCCACUCCUCUGCCUACCGGUCACUCGCUCUCAGCUCUGCCUUCGGAUGAGUCCGUAGAGCCGAGUGGCCUGUAUCCAGAGCUUGUGGGCUGCCUCAUGUACCUGAUGACCUGCACUCGACCUGACCUUGCAUACCCUCUUAGCAUCCUUGCGCGCUAUGUCGCUCCUGGCCGUCACAGGAAGGAGCACAUGGAUGCCGCUAAGAGGGUGUUGCGCUACUUGUGCAGUACGUCGGGCAUGGGGCUAGUGCUUGGAGGGCGAGACCGAGUUGUACUUACUGGACACUCAGACGCUUCUUGGGCGGACGACCAGGCUACUCAGCGGUCGUCUCAGGGUUACACCUUCAGCCUUGGCUCCGGCUCAGUUUCUUGGCGUUCUACACGCUCUUCUUCUGUUCUCAGCUCCAGUUGUGAGGCUGAGAUCUACGCCACAGCCAUGGCUGCCCAGGAGCUAUGCUGGCUGACCUACCUGCUGACCGACUUGGGAGAGCGGCCUCGUUCUCCUCCAGUGCUGUACGUCGACAACCAGGCUGCCAUUGCCUUGUGUGAGGAGCACAGACUGGAGCACAGAACGAAGCACAUCGCCCUGCGGUACUUCCUUGCUCGAGAGCUGCAGCAGCGUGGUCAGCUUCGUCUGCGUUACGUGGCCACUGAGGCCAACCUUGCGGAUGUGUUCACCAAGGCGCUUCAGCCUUGUGACCAUCAGCGUUUCUGUACUCUUCUAGGCCUUGUGCCUGCUGGACCCCACUUGCUUACUUCUUGA